AACCGUAGGAUUAUAUUGGCGGAGAGUGUGUGGGUGUGGACCAAUGGGGAGGUUGGGAGGGUAGUGACACCUGGGAGAUGUUUACAAGUGGAGGAGACCAAGGUGGAGGUGAUGGGUCGCGCCUGCUGCACUGUGUCUGAAGGGAAGCUGAGCAUUGAUGGUCAGUAAUGAAGGAGAAGAUUAUCAAAUAUGUCUUUAAUCCGCAUCAGGGGUCGCACAAUACUAGCACCAAUUCUGAGUGAAGAAGAACGGGUUGAGGCUCGUGCACUACGUGAUCAAGCAGUACAAUCCCAGCAUGAGCGUCAGCGGUUUCAGUGUCAACAGCAGCCACAAUUCAGAAUCUGCCCCCACCAGCAUGAGAGCCAUCGCCACACAUGGGGCUGUGAAACAUGCAGUGAUAGUCGCAAUGUUCUCGGCGGAAGUGAGAAAUCUUCAAGUGGUUUCCAGACUCGUAGCAGUACUUUAGCAUCACCAUCAAUGACUCAAGGUAGACAGCGUGAGGGCCAAGAGAAUUCUUCUUCUUCUGGUCCUAGCAGUCAUGGAAGCGGCGGAGAACCAAUGUCAGAGGGACCAGAGGAUUCACCAAGUGCGGCCCAUGUGUCCGUUCAAACUGAAUCAUCGGUGUCACUAACAGCCAGCACAGAUUUACGUUCCUACCUCAACACCUCCCUUGAUAAUUCCCUCGACACCUCCAUUAGUGCCUCGCAUGAUACCUGGCACCAGUCAUCAUUACUGGCUGAGGUUGAUGAAGCUCUCCUGAUGAGUGCCUCUCCAGAGGUGGCCACCAACCUCAUUCUUGGACGCCUCCACCCGUCUGCCGUCCUUCAUCCCUCCACCACUAAAGUGCGGUCUUCACAGGCCGACUCUCAGCACACAGAAACAGCCAGCAGCACCUUGGUGCAAGGUCAACAAAUAUUAGAGCAUCACAUGCCUUCAGAAAAUCACGAUACUACGACCACAGCCUCUCUGAGUCUUAGCUUUGCCUCGGCAUCGGAGGAAGGUGGUGAAGGCUCCGGAGAUGGAUUAGACGUGUCUGAAGAGAUUUUGGAAGUUUCCGAGGCUAUAGAUGGGUCUGAGGAAGAUCAAGCAGGGAGCUUGCCUAGUGAAGUAGAGUCCGACUCUCACAAAGAAGAUAAUCGUGGUUACAAUAUCCGAAAGAGACACGUCAGGAGUCCUAAAGCAAGCAUUGGAGAUGUUGGAAAGAUUCCAAGGGAUGUAGGAAUGAGAGAGGGCACCAGUACAGGUACAAGGGAAAUCAGGGAUGGAAUAUUGAGAGAUGUUCGGGACCCAUCUUGGAUGUUGCAGUGGGACUCUGGACGUAGCAGCAGCCACAGUGACUAUCUAGAUGAUUACUUGGAGCUCUUGACAAGCAAAUGCAACAGUGGUCUUGGGCUAGAGGCUAAUGUGUUAUCUGUAACAACAUGCAAAGGUCCUUUACCAGUCACCAGUACCACCACUGCUACCUCUAGGGUCAUAAGCACAAGUGGCUCAGAGACAUCUAGUGGAGGAAAUUUCUCCACUUCCGUGGCGGCAAACACUAAUGGUAAACAAAAGGAUAACAAAUCUGAGAAUUUGGAAGCCAGUCACAAGAAGACAGCUGGCCAAGAGAAAGAUAGUGAAAAGCAAGAAACUAAAGAGGGCACUAAAGAGAAAAGAAGCCCCAGGGAACUCCAGAGAACCAGAGAUAUGCUUGCCGAACCUCGGUCUCUGUCGGCAGCCUCGGAACGAAGAGCGAGCAAAAAGAGCAGGGCCCGAAGAUGGUCAUCGGCUCAACCACUUGAUCCAGGCCGCAGUGUAGGCAGCAAGUAUCUUGACAGCUAUCUUGGCAACUUGACGGAUGAUGCCUGGCUACAAUAUCCUACUCACUUGACCUCCCGUCGUAUGGUGUUUCUCAGCUCUGAUGAGUACAUACUCUCGGUGAGACCUCAGGCUUAUAAGAAGGCUGAAGAGGAAAGCUCGGGCACCAGAAAGCGUUCGGAAAGUUCAACAUCUGAAGAGAGCAAAAGGCAUGACACGUCUAUUACUUCAUCAGACGAUCCACUUUCUAAUGCUCACGAUGAAAAUACUUCCUCGGAUGAUCUCUCGAAGAGUCGCUCCGGUAAAGAUAAGACAGUAGCAAGUAAGCCACAUUCUACAGGAGAAAAUAAAUUGGCAGCAUCACAAAGCAGUCAACAACCUCAACAGAAUCUGAAUCUCGAUGGUAAAAGCAUCCCGAGUGCUACUUUACCAAAUGAAUCUUCUCGGCAGAGCCUGGAGGCAAUGGCUACAUCAUUAGGGAGUCAGGAUGUUGAAGAGAAUGGCUUGUAUGAGGCUCCUGAAACACCAUCUGAUAAGACGGAAACUAAAGUUAGUAGCGAUGAAGGAAUUGAAGUUCUAGGAAGCCCAGCAAGCACAGGCUCGGGUGGGAAGCUUGUUGAUGAUAGCUUGUGUGUUAAAACCUCCAGUACGACAGAAGUUCCUGUGAUACAUAAAGAGAUAAAGGUAAUUCCUCCAACCCCUAGUGAUUCGGUAAAAGGUAUUGUAGAUCCUGACCGAAGUGAAGUAGAGAGUACGGCCCCAGCAUACAAGGUUUUGGAAGUUUCAGGCUGUGCUGAACGUAGUGAGGAGUUUCAGGACAGUUCUUCAGAAGACAGUAGUGAAACAGAACCCAGUACUAUUGUUUAUGUUGAUGACUGCCCAACUGACAGUCUAAGUGAAGGGCAGAAAAGUUCUCUUAAUUUAAAUGAAAUACAGAAAAGUUCUCACAUGGAUAGUGAAGUAAGAAAUAUACUUCAAGUGGAUAGCAGGGACCAGAGCAUUCCUCCGAUGAAAAGCAAAGAACAGAGCAACUUUCAAGAUAAUAAUAGAGAACAAAACGGUUGUGAAACACAGGAAAAUAUUGAAGACAGUGACAAAGACAGAGUUUUAGUACCCCACAAGUUUGUCUCGCCACACAGGGACAAUAAAGCCUCUGAGCUGGUUGAGCACCAACCUUUAAGCGUGGAUGUGCAGCUUGUUAGAGCAUCAGAGCAUAUCAAGGGAAUGAGAGAGAGUGGAACAAAAAAUGACUUUGAAAUGUGCACUCAAAGACCUGUUGAUGGCCAGAAUAAGGAAAGGGUGGCUGAAUAUGACAUGUAUGAUUCAGAUGAUGAAUGCUUGGUAGUUCAAGUGUACGAAGACAAGAACACUGUAUCUCGUGGUGAAACGAGUGAUUUGUCUAGAAUAGAAAGAGAUGAGAGUACAGAAUCUGAUCAAGCAGAGCAGGUAAUUAAAAUUGUCCCACAGAGAAGGGACAAGAUAAAAUAUGAUAAAGAUGCCAGUUGUAAAGUAGAGCUUGUUCCAUAUAAAAGCUCAGAAAAUGCUAUGGAUCAUGUUUUGACUUUACUAAGGGCUAAACAGCAGCAGGAGUUAGAGGAGCUACGCCUCCGCCAGGAAGAGGAAGUUAGAGAGUUUAUUCGGCAGUUGCAGUGUGUGUCCCCAGAACAGUUGCAUGCAUUCCUGGCUGCAAGCAGUGCUACUGCUCCAAGCUCAGAUGGCAGAGUUGAUGGUUGCCUAGACGUGUCUCACAAUGUUCUGAAAACCAAAGCCCUUGUCAGACCAAAUAUUGAAAAAAAUGAUUCAAAAGGUGGAAAUAAGCAAGAGGGAUCCAGUGUUUGCACUGAAGCAUUCAAGGAACCAUCUCAACAUGGUGACAGUGCUGAAACUUCCGAGGUGGUCUCCUCGACCAAUCCUACCUACCGUGGUCAGGCCAGAGAAUGGGGUAGUCGGUCAGGUUUAUCACCUACACCCACACAUUCACAAGCUGUUAUGCAGUCGUGUGCCUCCACAUAUCCAUCGGCCAUUACACAGUCAUAUUCCUCCAUGCACUCAUCAGCUGUUACUCAGUCAUAUUCUUCCACUCAUCCAUCAGCCAUUACACAGUCAUGUUCUUCUGUGCAACAGCCCAUUAGUUCAAAUCUUCCCUUGACAACUAUUCCAUCAGGCACUUCCCCUCCUCCCACAACUAGUGAGAAAACUAGGGUAGAAUCUCCCAAGCCUCGACCAUCCAAUCAUACUAAUCUUAUGCCAUCUUACAUAAUGAAUGAAGAAGCAAGAAAAUCUUCAGGAAACCAAGAAAAUGAUAACUACUUGCAUCUUGAUGCAAGCUAUCAAGCUCUUGGUCCAAAGAAUCUCUCUCCUCAAAUGUCUAACAGUCCACAUCACAUUCCACUUUCGAGUACUUCGGUAGGCGAUUCCGAACGUAGUAAUAUUGAAUAUUCACUAUCUAGGAAUAACAAUUCUAAUCUUGAAUCUGUUGACUCUGUAAGCUUCAUUAAUGGGAACUGUGUUAACUAUGGUGAUGGAAUGCAGUACUAUAGAUUGUGCACACCCGACGAAGAUCUUAGCAUUGACGAAAUCACUCCAAGGACCACCGUGGCCGAGUCCCACUACCAGUCAAAGCCUACAGAGACUGUAACCCAACCAGGAUUGUUUAAAGUUUUUGGUAACACCCCUUGGCCUAGCCCACGGCCCACCAGCAUUACCAGUCUCUUGGCCGAGCACCCAGAGAUCUUCAGAGAUGACAUAGUGGAGGUGAACCUUGAUCACCCGGGUGACUGGGGGAGCUCUACUGUAGGACUGAGGGAACCCUGCAGGAACGUUGUGGAGGAAAGAAGUAUGGUUCUUCAGGAUGCUGUCACAGCUGAAGGUGGACUUGACAUGGUUCCAGAGAAAGAAAGCGCCUCCAGUGUCCACUUUCAUCGGCUGAGUCAGAAUGUGAUCUUCAUUAAGGGCAUUAUCAGACUGCAAGCUUGUAUUCGCCGAUACAUGACACAAAGACUUCUGCGCACCAAGUUUGUGGAAGAGCAGCUGGCAACACUGGCCGAGAUCGCCAAGUUGGCUCAACAGUUCCGUCGGGAUAUACUCACCGACAACAUCCACAAAGGAGAUGUGGACUUCCAUAAGGCCCUCUAUAAUCAGGAGGCAUUGGCUCGGGAGAGGAUUCGUAGAGUGUUUUUCGUGCUCAGUGUUGAAGAACAGAUGUCUCUCAUCCGCCGAGAUCGACAUCUGUGGCAGAUGGAUCAAGACCGACAGAAUGCCGGCGUCUUUCGUUCUUCACCAACACACACAGUUUCUAAGUAUAAAAACAGAAAUGUUGAGGAAAAGCCACGAUCAGUGACUGCAACAAAGGUGCCGGCAGCAAAGAGACCCUCCCCAACUGGACCAAGACCACAGCAGGAUGUCAAAACUCGUGCUGGGUCUCUCAGAAGCAGGGCGACUCGGUUGGUUCAACCAUCUGUUACUCAUCAUUCGUCGUCAUCGCACACAGUCCAUGUGCCUAAUGUGCAUGCAGAUCACAAACAUUCCCCUAGGGUCAGCAAACUCCCAGUUCAAAUGGAAAGAUCGUCUUCGCACGUGGAGAAUGCCCCGCCUCAUUAUAGUAAGCCAUCUGUACAUGUCAAGUCGCCUCAAGAUCCUAGAUGUGGUGCACUUCAGAGUAACAGAUGUGCAUCCCACCCUCGCAGUAGCAGUGCCUCGCAGCUACCCACCCGAAGUGGGUCACGGCAAAACUCUCGAACUUCAAGUCACGUGCCAAGUACACCUAGAAGCAUGAGCUGUACUCCAAGAAGUACAACCCACUCUAACAGCCCACGAAGAGCUCUGCAGGUGGGACAUGCAUCUCCACUGGCCUUCACAACAACGCGGUUUGGAGUACACCGGCUACACCACCAAAACCAGCCAGCAAGACCUCGAUAGUUGGCAGAAGGCCGUGGCGGUGAUGGUUGCGAGCAGGAGGCCCUAUGGGAUGGCACCUUGGCCAGUGGCAGCUAAGAGUCAAGACACUGUAUAAUGUAUCACGUGGAAAAGCUUCACGCAUCAUAAGCCAGCACGUGACAAAUCUCUAUCUAAACAAGCUGUACAUGCGACAUGGUAAACAGUGUAUGGGAAAAACUUGCUAAUAUUAAUGCUAUGCCCAGGCCUCUUUGUGCUGUAUCUCCUGGUUAACAAGCUUCAUAGUCAAUGGGCUCGAGUGUUGAGCGUCCCUCCCAGAACAAGUGCGGGAAGAUCCAUUGUGCUCUGUGUGCAAUUCAUAUUGUGGUAAAGUGUUCAUUCUUGUAUACAAUUAAUUUAUGAUUGGCCUUAUUUGAAAUUAAUUUAUGCUAUGGUUUCUUGCUCUAUUUAUACCUACAUACUUACACACAUACCUUGUGUGUAUGCAUGUGAGAGAACUACAAAUGGAGAGAGAGGAAGAGACAGUGACUUAGAAAAACUAAAUCUUUCAUGCCCAGUAACUGUGAAUUUCUGUAAGAGAGGUGCAAGGCAUGAGCUUGCAGGUGUUGCCUUAUAGGUGUUAGUGUCACACUAGCUGGUAGCCGGGAGCUUGAGCAUAGUCAAGCCACGAGGCACUCUGCUACCUUAUUUAUACCCUCCCUCCAUUACUUCAUCUCUGCAUUCCUUUCUCCGGUUUCCUCCUUUAUUCCUUCUUCUUUUCUUUCCUUUUUUAUAAUUUUCAUGGAGGUGAAUUGUUUAAUGUUAAUCAUGUAUGAGUUGGUAGUGUUUGUAAAGUAAAAUGUUAUCUUUAAAAAUGUUAUAGUUUAAAAUUCUUGGUAAAUUUACAGUUUCAAACUUUGCCAGGACUUUAUAGAAAGACCUGAGAAUACUUUAUAAAGCAUCAUCUGAAAAAGUGUGUAUAGAACUCGCUUAUGAGCUAAUUAAGCAUAUCUAGUCAACUUAUGGAUAUUUAGGGUCUUGUACUACAGUACUGGGGAGUGCAGGGAGAUGAAUGAUCUCAUUAAUGAAAUACCGAAUAUUUUCAGUUUUAUAUUUUUUACAUCAUCCUUUGUCAACCCUUUUAGGUUAAGGCAUAUUCAGUGAAAUAUCCAAAAAUUGCAACCUAGUGAACACGUGUUGGGAAAAACGAUGUUGAAGCAGCAUCGAUAAUGUUGGUUCAGCGUCAAUCGAGCAUGUUUUGCCCACUGGGAAAGCUUUGACUGAUUUCUCAUUAUUAUUAUUAUUAUUAUAUUUUUGUAUUUACUAGUAUUUCUUUAACUUAUAGUUUUGCUGCUGCUUCCUGGUUCUUAGUGUGGGAUCACAUUAAAGAUUACCAUGGUCAGGUCUUCACAGUGUAAUUCAGAAGUCUAGUGUAAUUAGAGAAAUGAAUGGACUCUGGAUAAUCAUGAUAACUCGCUUGUCUUUAAUAUGAAGAAAAUUAUAUUUUUUAUAUUUUAGUUAUGGAUAUAUUUAACCUUGAUGAUGUAUAUCAGUUUAUUUUUCAUACUUCUUUCAACAAGUAUUUGAAUGCAAAAUCAUUUAAUAUGUGGCUUAUUUGUUGAUUUUAUUUGUCUUGCACUUUUUGAUGUAUGGUUAAACCAAAAAAAAUGUGCCUAAGUAACAUAGAAUUAUUCUGUAUAUUGUUCUAUACUGUCAAAACAACUCUCACUGUAGUACAGUCAAUUCAUUGAAAUGUUUGCAAUGUUUACCAAGAGUGACUCAAAGACAACACUUUGUCUUACAUUUACGCUAUAUAAUGAUAAAACUCUAUUGGGCAUUGUAUGAAUAAUGCAUGAUUCCAUUUUGGACAGCUUGCAAGUACCAUACGAGAAACAGAAAAUGGUGGAUGGUUGAAAAGUACAGAAUAUAUACCGGUAAUAAUGUUCAUGUAGCUUUCUACGUAUCUUCUCUAUAAUGAAUACUUACUGUUAAGAAAGAGUUAAUUUGAGAAAAAGCAAACAAUUUGAUAUGUCAGGCUUUGACAACAAAAAUAUAAUAAACUGAUCUCAAGUUUAAGGCCUUUUACUUGUGCUCACUUAAUGAACCAUAUUUAAAUACAGUUUUGCAUUUAAUAUUGCAUGAUUGCCUAUUUUGUGCUUUCUGUUGAAUGAAGAGACCUUCUGUCUGCGGAACAUUGAAGUUAAUGCGCAGCAUCACAUAUGGCUAAUAAAACCUGGACCAGCUACCCUGUUAUCACUAGAGAUCAAUAAGACAUUGCAAAGUAACUUGACUAUGAAAUUAUAUACUUCAUGCAACUGGAAAUUUUAUAUAAUUUUCAAAUGGCAUAAUAUAGAUAUCCAUAAUUAAGUCCAAGGGCAUUGGAUUUUGUCAGAGGCAGCCAUAUAAUUCUUCAUUUACAUUGUUAUAGGCCAGUGAUAACCUUUAUUAUUCUAAAGCUUUCAUAUAUAUAUACGAAAUGAUACAUGGUAUCAAGUCAUCAGUCUAGUGUCAAACUUUGACCUAUAGUGCUAGAGCCAGGAAGUGACUAUAUAAACAGGAAAGACUGUACUGUGAACAUUUUCUACAUUCAUUUUAUUAUUCAUUCUUGCCAAAACUGUAUUUAGUACAGCAAAUAUUCUGAUGAGUUUUAUAUGUUGGUGUUGGAGCUAAGGCACUGGAAUAUGAAACAUUGUCACUGCUGUUUCUUGUGCUGCAAGAGAACAUGUUAUUGUCAUGCACUGUAUGUGGGAACAUUUGUCUGCUUUUGGCCAGUUCUCGGAAUAUAGUAUGUAACCUGUGUACACAAAGUGUGUGUUUGAUAAACGUUGGUAGCCACUUUCUUAUAUGCAUUACUCUGUAUCUUGGAAAUUGGUCAUCAUUAUAUAAGUAAUGUAUCAUCCCGUUCUUUCAAUUCACCACUCCAUAAAAAAUGUAACUUUUUAUCUAGUUAGAAAAAUAUAUACCCAAGCAACCCACCAAAAGAGACCAAUGUAUAGAAAUUGUUAAUAUUAUGGUGUUUUAGUUUUAUAAAUACAUCACAUUUUUAAUGGAAUGGUAGAUCUAAAAAAUGUGACACAUUAGGUGAGAGGACGGGUUGUACGUAUAAAGGUUGAGAGAAUUUUUCUUGGCACCAGGAAGAGAAGCUCAUUGUUUAAGUAACCAUCUUCCUCACCAGUAGAGUGCAGAGGAAGUCAUUUCAUUAUUUUUCCUGGUGUCAAACACCAUACUGUUGCCGCGUAAGUAUCAAAAAGAGCAUUCCAUAUAUGAAUUUCCAGCAUACAGUAUAUGGCAAAGUAACUUAUUCUGUAUUUCCCCUUGGUCUUUUAAAUCACUUUUCAUGGAUUAUUUAUUCUAGGUCUAACAGAGACAUUUAUGACUUAACGAAGUCUUGUUCAUUCUAUUUAUAUAGAGAUCAGAAUGUAGGAUUAGCCAUCUUCCUUGUAUUUGGUUAAGUGUUUUGGCAAGUGCUCUAGAGUGGACAGUGGAACAUUAAAUAUAUGACAUUCA
Molecule: messenger RNA, 9177 nt
Organism: Procambarus clarkii (red swamp crayfish)
Lineage: Eukaryota; Metazoa; Arthropoda; Malacostraca; Decapoda; Cambaridae
Product: serine-rich adhesin for platelets
Source: RefSeq, a predicted model, not a curated record